AUGCAGGGCCGCUCUUAUAGGAGCGAAAGGCCCCCUACGGCUUCUAGCACUCGCCCUAGUACUUCUGCUUCUGCUCGUUCUGGAACUACUUCUUCUUCUGCCCGCUCCGGUAUUCGACAACCCACGAAUAGAACUCCGUCGCUUCGAAACCAAGCCCUUCAUCAUCAUGCUGCCGUCGCUGGAAGAAUUCCCAGGAAUGCAGCACCUUCGCCAGCCGACUCGUUAUCAUCUGCUGCCACCUUAGGUGCUAAACGUAAGGAGCGCGAUUACGAGAUAGAAGCGGGCGCAGAGACGAAUAUCGACGUUGUUGUAAGAUGCCGAGGACGUAAUGAUCGAGAGGUGCGAGAGAACAGUGCCGUCGUGGUCUCUACCGAGGGUGUGAAGGGUAAAUUGGUCGAAUUAUCUAUGGGUCCAAGUGCCUUGAGCAAUAAGACCUAUAACUUUGACCGUGUCUUCUCCCAAGCUGCCGAUCAGAGCGUGCUAUAUGAUGAUGUCGUCAAACCCAUACUCGAAGAGAUGCUUGGUGGAUACAAUUGCACUAUAUUCGCUUAUGGUCAAACCGGUACUGGCAAAACAUAUACCAUGUCUGGUGACAUGAACACUACCUUGGGUCUUCUUUCUGACGAUGCCGGAAUCAUCCCGCGAGUCUUACACUCGCUCUUCCACAAAUUAGAUGCAGAGAAUACCGAUAGCUUUGUCAAAUGCUCCUUUAUUGAGCUGUACAACGAGGAACUUCGGGACUUAAUCUCUGUCGAAGAAACUGCUAAACUAAAAAUAUUCGACGACGCGUCUCGAAGAGGUCACGCCACUACAGUUGUCCAGGGCAUGCAAGAGACACACAUCAAAAACGCCGCAGAGGGUAUCAAGCUCUUGCAGGAUGGUAGUCUGAAGCGACAAGUGGCGGCGACCAAAUGCAACGACCUGAGUAGUCGAAGCCAUACCGUGUUUACUAUCACGGCAUGUGUUAAGGAAACCGAAGAUGGUGCCGAGUACGUCAGUGCUGGAAAGUUAAAUCUCGUGGAUCUUGCCGGUAGCGAGAAUAUUCAGCGUUCCGGGGCCGAGAAUAAGAGAGCUGCGGAGGCUGGUUUAAUCAACAAAAGUUUGCUUACUCUCGGGCGCGUUAUCAACGCGCUAGUUGACCACAGUUCACAUAUCCCAUAUCGAGAAUCUAAAUUGACCAGACUACUACAAGACUCUCUAGGUGGCCGUACGAAGACCUGCAUCAUCGCCACCAUCUCACCAGCGAAGAGCAAUCUUGAAGAGACCAUAUCGACUCUCGACUAUGCCUUUAGAGCAAAGAACAUCCGAAAUAAGCCCCAGACCAAUCAGAGAAUCAAUAAAGAAACCCUUCUUAAAGAAUUUACAAAUGAGAUCGAGCGACUACGAAGCGAGUUGAUCGUGACCCGUCAACGAAAUGGCGUCUACUUAUCCAAUGAGAGUUACGAAGGAAUGACUGCUGAGAGCGAAUCUCGUAGAAUUCGAAAUGAGGAGCAGGCCGCCAAAAUUGAAACCCUCGAAUCCAACCUACGAAAUAAAGUCCAGGAACUCCUCUCCUUAACUUCCAGUUUCAUGGGCUUGAAGAAGGACCACGAUGCUACUAAGGCCCAACUUGACGAGACGAAGGGGGUUCUCGAUCAAACCGAGUUAGUGCUGGAGGCGGCCCGCAAGAGUCUUGCCGAAGAAGCCCACCUACGUAAGGCACAUCAGAGGACCGAAGAGCAGAUGCAGAUGAUUGGUGGAGAGCUUAUCACUACAAUUCAUAAGACUGUCAAAGACGUCGGUAGUCUACAUGCCAAGAACAAAAGAAAAUCGGAUCUCCAAUCUUUAAACCGGAUGAAUUGGAGGACAGCUCAAGGCGAGGUAUCGGACGUGACUUCAUUAGUAGAAGGCCGCGUGGAAGAGUUUCGUAAUGAGCAACAGCAACAUAUAUCGAGUAUUUCGGAGCGGAUGCAUUCAUUCGUACAGGGCGAACUACAGAAAUUGACCACCACCCAAUCAUUCCUCGAUCAGAACCUAGAGCUCUUCGCCCAAUCUAAGAGAGAAUUAAUUCAACAGAAGGAAAAUUCUAAAGAAGAGAUGGAUGAAAUACUCGAAGAGAUCAAAGAAGUCCGGGACCACAUCAAAGAAAAGGUGGGCGAGAGCCUUCAGGCUAUUGCGACAGCAGCCGAACGAAUAUCCCAGGAUGUCCUCAGCGAACUGGGGGUUUUCCAUAAUCAGCUGCACACAUCAUAUUCUUCGCUUGGUAAGGACUUCAAGUCCAUAUUUGAAGAGUUGUUAAAACACAUCACUUCCCAAAAGAAAGAGUCGGACAAUCUCCGGGAGCAACUUCACCAGGCGAGCAAUACUAUCAUCCAAACGAACACUGCUAUCUCGACACAGCUGCAAAAAGUCGUCAACGAAGAGCGGAGACAAGCGGCUGAGGAACGACAGAAUCUCCUAGCGCAGAUCACAAGCCUCAUCAAUUCCCAAGCUGAAAUUCAGGAAUCGCGUCUGGCAAACAAGGCUGUUUCUAUACAGCAGAGUGUGCAAGGCAAUAGUACUGCGCUAGAAAGCAGCAUGGCGCAAUAUUCGCAGGGGAUGGAUAAUUGGAACGAGAAAGAAACCAAACUUCUUGAUGAAGUUGCCAAUUCUCGGGAAACCUUGAAAACUAAGCUCAAGGAUGAUUGGACAAUUGCAAACAUACAUAGCACUUCAAUACAGGACACAACCAAGUCAGUACAUGCCGAGACAGUGCGAGUUGUCGACGAACAAAUGAAGGAUCUUCAUGAGCAGAUGACGUCCCUUGACGACUUCGUUUCUCGUGCUCGUUCGCAAAAUGCACUACAUCACGACGAUCACGCGGACUCGGUGGAGAGCUUAUCUAGUACCGUCAAAAGUUCAUACGGAAAUAUCGCCAACCAUUUCAAGAGUACCUAUUCUAGGGUCCAAACCCUUGGCUCGGAGAUGGAGAUUGAUGUUAUCAAUGCGCAAAACUCCAUGGAACCCCUUUCGGAAAGUCUUUGCCAGCCUCUGUCUGAUCUUCGGGAAGAUAUAAACAGUACAGUUCUCCAAGAAUACCAACCGACUGGGGAUACACCCCGGAAGACGACUUAUGAAUACCCUUCAGAGCUUCCAUAUACUAGGCCGCACGAAGCACUACUUAGAGAGUUAAAUGGCGAGCCGUCACCCAGUAAAGCUAAAGUCUUUUCCGACUCUGAUCCGAGUUUGUCAGAAAACAGAUCUCCAUCUAGACCUUUCUCGUCAGAUACCGCGUUCCCACUGUCGGAACGCGAUCAGAACCCUUUAUCAAUGAGUUUACGAGAGGUGCACCCAAACCUUAAUCUUAACGCGACAGGCGCGAUCAGUCUUGAUGCCCGCGCCAACGCCACAGUCCAUAGGUUCGGAGCUAACGUCGGCCCAGGGGUAAUGGAUACGGUCGCGAACACAGACGGAGAUUUCACGAUGCCCGUAUUUAAGAAGAGCAGGACGACACGAUCAUCAAAAGUGAGUAAGCAGUCGAUGCCUGCCGAAGGGCGCGAAAAUAUACCCCUACUCUCAUCGGUGGUCCCUGGAGGUGGUAGAGAGAUAUUCGCGCAAAGUAUCUCAAGAAGGAAGAGCCCAAGGCUGAACUAG
Molecule: messenger RNA, 3612 nt
Organism: Daldinia childiae
Lineage: Eukaryota; Fungi; Ascomycota; Sordariomycetes; Xylariales; Hypoxylaceae
Product: Kinesin-like protein bimC
Exons: 3
Coding region: 1-3612 (1203 amino acids)
Biological process (GO): microtubule-based movement; mitotic spindle assembly
Cellular component (GO): spindle microtubule; nucleus
Molecular function (GO): microtubule binding; ATP binding; plus-end-directed microtubule motor activity
Source: RefSeq, a predicted model, not a curated record